Oncorhynchus tshawytscha (Chinook salmon) is the source of this 3190-nucleotide messenger RNA. Its product is annotated as insulin-like growth factor-binding protein 1. The record is from RefSeq and is a predicted model, not a curated record. The coding region runs from base 332 to 1090 and encodes 252 amino acids. Lineage: Eukaryota; Metazoa; Chordata; Actinopteri; Salmoniformes; Salmonidae. Gene Ontology annotation, cellular component: extracellular region. The transcript is spliced from 4 exons. Gene Ontology annotation, molecular function: insulin-like growth factor II binding; insulin-like growth factor I binding. Gene Ontology annotation, biological process: regulation of insulin-like growth factor receptor signaling pathway.
AGAGCGCGUCAUGUGGGCUCCGUCUGUUCCAAUAUAAAUAUUGAAGUGUUGUUGUAUUGAAAUAAGCUCACUGAUCGGACGAACGCGGGCCAAUCAGAAGCCCUCAGAUCAGUACACCUUCUUUUCAGAAAUCAUUCAUAAUGCCGAUGCGUCAAACGUUUUUACGAGGACCCUGUUAUAAAUAUGGCUGGAGUAGUUAGUCAUUUUUUCCAAAUGAAAGGAUAGAAACUAAGGAACAGAAACGAAUCCUGGUUAUGUGUCCUUUACCUAACCUUUGAUAACUACUUUUAUUCCUUGUUCUAUAUUUAGUCUACCAGACUCUCCGUUUACAAUGAGUGGAUUAUUUCUGAAAAAUGUAUUGGUGGCAGCAGCGGUAUGUUGCUCGGUGCUGGUCACUGCGGUACUGGGGUCUCUGUUGGGGUCCCCGGUGUUAGCUCAAGAGCCGAUCCGAUGCGCCCCGUGCGCGCCGGAGAAGCUGAGCGAGUGUCCAGUGGUGGCGCACGGCUGUAUGGAGGUUCUGAGUGAGCCGGGUUGCGGAUGCUGCCUUGUCUGCGCCCUGAUGACUGGGGAACUGUGCGGAAUCUACACGGCGCCAUGCGGUUAUGGACUGAGGUGCACCCCAAUACCCGGCGACCUCCAGCCGCUGCACUCCCUUAUUCGCAGCCAGGCGGUGUGUAUGCCGAACCCCGAGCCCGAAAGGAGCCCAAUUCCCCAAAACCCAGUGUUAAUCACCUGCUUCACGUUCAACCAUCCUGGCAACAGAAAGACCUUCGAUCCCCCGUCUGCCGCGGACGCGCAGGAGAGCAUGAAAGCCAAAGUCAGCGCAAUCAGGAAGAAACUGGCGGAGCAAGCUCCCUGUCAAGUGGAGUUGCAGAGAGCUCUGGAGAAGAUCGCUGAGUCACAGCAGAAGCUAGGAGACAAUCUGACCAGGUUCUACCUGCCAAACUGUAACAAACACGGGCUCUACAAAGCCAAACAGUGUGAGUCGUCUCUUGAUGGACAGAGAGGCAGGUGUUGGUGUGUGUCCUCCUGGAAUGGAAAGAAGAUUCCAGGAUCCACUGAUCUGUCUGGAGAUGCAGAAUGUUCUUAAGAGAUCAACCACUGAUGCAGAACACACACACACACACUAACACACACACAUGCACGCACGCACGCACGCAUGCACGCACACACACAUACACACACACACACACACACACACACACACACAGUAAACCACUGAUUUUCUUUAGAUACUUGUUAUUUAUUCAUUGUCCAUGGCGGUGUUUGAUAUUCAGGUACACUAUCACUGUGGAACUGAUGUCCCCUGACCCUCAGCCCCGGACCCCUGACCCCCAAUCCCUGAAUCCUGACCCCGUCCCUCCCCACCAAAGAGAAAAUCCAUUUUUUUCAGAAAAGAAGAUUUUUAUAUUUGAAUACAUUUUCUUUAACUCUACAGCCUUACUUAUUUCACAUUAUGUACUGUAUCUAUUCAUUUGUAAUUGUAUUUUAAUAUUUAUAUAAUUUAGCCUUAUUUUCAUUAUUAUUAUUAUCAUUAUUAUUAUGUGUGCAUUAUUAUCAGUGUAUAAAGUGUAUAUAUGUAUCGACGCCCUGAGUUACUCCAUGUUGCUGUGGGCCCGGUUUUCCAAAAGCAUUUUAAGGCUAAGUUCAUCUUCAAAACAUUCAUAGGAGCAUCGUUAAAUUUCUGCACUGUUUCCCAAAACUAUCAUUACUAAAGUUGCACUUGAAAAAACACUCAUUAUUUACCGACUGCCUCAGACCACUCAUACAACAUCGUUGGAUGUGUUUUUCACUUUAUACACAGAAGAGCUCUGCUAAACAUCGAAUCAAGAUGUUUAUCUGUCUCUCUGUGACCGUCGAUAACUUCACAACGAAGUUGACUACAAAUAGAAAGUUGCCAAUGUCUUUGCCAUUGUUACAAACAAGCAAGCGAUUUAAAGAUCCUCCAAAUGAAAACCUGAGAUGACUGCGUUAAAAGAUAAAUAGCUUUCCUACAGUAUAUUCUACAUAGGCCUAUAUUUCAAUGAUAUUGAAAUCUAUUGCAUGUUCAUUCAAUUGAGUUUUGCUUUGCUAUUUGGUACUUUUUGCCUCAAUAUAUCUCAUGAUAUGUAGCCUAACAUGUGAUCUGCCAAAUCUUGACAGUGCAUUAUUAAGGGAAAGGGGAAUAGUGAGUCAGUUGUACAACUGAAUGCCUUCAACUGAAAUGUGUCUUCCACAUUUAACCCAACCCCUCUGAAUCAGAGAGGUGCGGGGGGGCUGCCUUAAUCGACAUCCACGAGAACAGUGGGUUAACUGCCUUGCUCAGGGGCAGAACGACAGAUUUUUACCAUGUCAGCUCGGGGAUUCAAUCCAGCAACCUUUAUGGUUACUUUAUAGGGUAAGAAUUAGAAUGAGCCACUAGGAGCUGAUCCGUUGUCAGUAUUGUGGAAUAAUUAUAAUGACCUUGGUCAUUGCAGGAAAGAUGCAUCCUUAAAACUCUCAUAAGCCUAAAUUCCAUCGCUAUCUGGAAACUGGGUCCAGAUCUUUUGGAGUUUGUCUGGUGGUUUACUUUCGAAACGAACCAAACAUAAACAAAAGCACUGUGUGACCCAAAUUCAUUUUUGAAGGAUUUCUAAAUAUUAUGUGACUUUUAAUAGUUUUUCAUGUUCACUGACAUGAUUUUGUUUGUUUUUAUUUCUGAUAUGAUUCAUACAUGAUUACACUCGGCUACAUCAGUGAAUGCAGAAAAUGACUAAUUUGGACAUUCUUACCUUUCAAGAAACUCAAUGUGGGUUUUGCAGAAUUGCAUGAUGGGUAAUGCUCCUGCAUUGUCCCUUGUUCUGACGGGUGUCUACCUUGAUCUACCUCUCUUUACUGACUGCCAUCACUGUUGUUUAUAUAACAUGAACGCAUUAUGAGAGAGAGAGAGAGAGAGAUUAUUCCAAAGUGACUGACUGCUCACUCAUGUAUAUACACUUUUGUAAUUGCGAUGUGUAAAAAAAAAUGUAUUUAAUUAAAAUGUUUAACCUCAAAUAUGUUAUUUUGGUCAUUGUGUUGCCAAACAAGACUACAAUGAAAAUAAGCCUUCUGGCUUUGUGUUUUUAUCCUCAAUCAUUAAUGUAUGUAAUGUUGUCUUUGGCUGGAGCAGCCUACUAUUUAUAAUGAUCAAAUACAUUCAAUCAAUAAAUCAAUCAGUCUUUAUGCUCCCUUA